Molecule: messenger RNA, 1420 nt
Organism: Oryzias melastigma (Indian medaka)
Lineage: Eukaryota; Metazoa; Chordata; Actinopteri; Beloniformes; Adrianichthyidae
Product: spermatogenesis-associated protein 22
Exons: 8
Coding region: 165-1235 (356 amino acids)
Biological process (GO): meiotic DNA repair synthesis; regulation of meiotic cell cycle; homologous chromosome pairing at meiosis
Source: RefSeq, a predicted model, not a curated record
CGCGCUCCCGCGUGAAGGGUACAAUUCUCGUCGGGGGAACCAAUCACUGUAUGACGUUCUGGCUCAAGCAGGGCCUGCCCCGUCCGUCCUUCCGAACCGUUAAGCUUUGAGUUUUCUCGCGCUAACUUGAUUUUUUAUUUUUUUUAUUGGUGUUUGUCAGCAGGAUGAGGAGACAAGAAAACCAGCCUCCCAGACCUACAGCAGGCUACCUUCCUGUGCCGCUCUUUAACCAGAGGAAGAGAAACAGAAUUCCUCUGACUUCUGUUCCUUGUGAGAAUGAAUUCUAUUCCCACAGUGAAUAUCCUGUUAGGAGCAGCUCAUCUGCACCUCAAGGAAGUCCAGCUUUUGCUGCUCAAAGCCACCAGUGGAACAAACCAUCUACUCCUCAGUCUGCUCUGGCCCAGCCGUAUGGCAGCAGCAGACCUGCACCGGGACCCUCCUCUUCUUUUAGAGGCUACGUACCUGUGCCUCAUCCAUACAGAGCCGGAACCACCAGUACCAACCAGCCUGGGGACGCUUUUAGAAAACACGAUUCGAUAUCCAGUUCUUAUUCUGGACAGAGAAUGAAUGUUCAAAGCAGGAUGAAAGCUAACACCGGGCCUUCCCAGCUAUCAUCUCCCGAGUCGGCCAAACCCAGCCCUCAGUUCUCCCAGCAGUCUAGACCUGCACCUCCGUCUGCCCCCAGACAGCCGUACGGCCACGCUGCACAACCGCCAAACAACUCCUGGAGGUUCACCAACAGCUUUGAGUCGCAGACGUCUCCUGUUGUGGAGCAAAAGAGGUCGAGCCAGCCUCAAUCUGGUGGACAGGCUAAACCUCAGCCAGAAACAUCUCCAGUCAAACCAGCCGUGGAAAACUCCCUGAGGAUCCUGACUGCAGUGAUCCGUGGAAUGAGACACUGGAGCCAGUUUAAAGACAAAGUCCCGUACCUGUUUGAGAUAUUUGCUACUCUGGACUCUGCGGUCACACUGGGGCGCUACGGAGCCAAGAACUUCCUCAUGAGAGACGGGAAGGAAGUCCUCCAGUGUGUUUAUUAUGAAACAGAGCAGGUUCUGCCCCGUCUGAUCCGUGGACAAGUCCACCGCUGCGUUGGCAACUAUGACCGGAGCAGAGACGUCCUGAUGUGCGUGUCUGUGCGCGCCGGCCUGCCGUCGGAGCUGAGGAACGCUCAGGAGGCUGUGAAGGCCUGCGACGCCGAAAUGAGAGCGCUGGUCAAGACGCUCUCUGAGGUUUGAGCUUCCACUGGUGCUUUCAGAGAAACAAAGUUAUUGAGUUAUUCUAACUAGUUGCAGUUAAAAAAACACGUUUCAGGAUUUGUUGCUGUUUUGAGAAGCUCACUUUUUCUUUGUGUAAGUUUCUUGUUAAACUCUUAAAUAAAUGUUUGUUCUCUGAACAGAUAAAGACAAAAUUUAUGACUAAA